This is a messenger RNA of Polypterus senegalus (gray bichir), 1250 nucleotides long. RefSeq names its product homeobox protein Hox-B5a-like. The transcript has 2 exons. The record is from RefSeq and is a predicted model, not a curated record. Gene Ontology annotation, biological process: anterior/posterior pattern specification; regulation of transcription by RNA polymerase II. Bases 365 to 1210 code for a protein of 281 amino acids. Gene Ontology annotation, molecular function: RNA polymerase II cis-regulatory region sequence-specific DNA binding; DNA-binding transcription factor activity, RNA polymerase II-specific. Lineage: Eukaryota; Metazoa; Chordata; Cladistia; Polypteriformes; Polypteridae. Gene Ontology annotation, cellular component: nucleus.
UAACUGUUGAGGAUUUAUCUUCCUUUGCGCAAUAAAUUCUAUUCCCAGUAGGUGACGCUCUCUCCUAGCAAGGAACGCAAUCUGGCUUUUGGGAGGCUUGCACUGACUUGAGCCUAACAAUUCUCAUCUCGUCAUUAUUUGUAACCAUAGAGCAUGAAUUACCUCUUGAAGUCAUCAGUGAGAAUUUACGACUGGUCAACAAAAGCACGUGAUUCCCUAACGCACCCCCACCCCCAUAUUUGGCCGCAUACAUAGCAAAAACGAAGUACAGUGCAUUGCUAUAAUUCAUUAAUACAUCAUAAAUCGUGAAGCACAGCGUUAUAACGACCAAGAUCUACAAAUCAAGCCCUCUAAAAUAACCUAAAUGAGCUCUUACUUUGUAAACUCGUUCUCAGGGCGCUAUCCAAAUGGCCCCGACUAUCAGUUGUUAAAUUAUGGAACUAGUAACAGCGCUAUGAACGGUUCUUACAGGGAUACCAGCACCAUGCAUUCGGGCUCAUACGGCUACAACUACAAUGGAAUGGACCUUAGCGUCAACCGUUCAACCUCUUCGAACCACUUUGGGGUUGUCGGGGAAAACUCCCGAGGUUUCCAAUCUCCGACACAAGAGAGCAGGUUCAGACAGCCUUCCAGCUGCUCGCUCUCGUCUCCCGAGUCCUUGCCCUGCUCCAACAGCAGCGAGACUCACGGAGCCAAAAGCUCUUCGUCCCCAUCUGAUCAGACGGCGACUACAGCCAGCGCAAGCACCACUACUAGCAACAACAACAGUAACAGCAGCAGCACACAUUUCACAGAGCUAGACGAGACCGGCGUUUCUUCAGAGCCCGAAGAAGGCACUCACAGACCAAGUAACAACAUUACCAGGGUGCAACCAGAAGCGACUGCAACCUCGGCAACCUCAACAACCGAUGGACAAGCGCCUCAGAUAUUUCCGUGGAUGAGGAAACUGCAUAUUAGCCAUGAUAUGACUGGACCAGACGGGAAAAGGGCCAGAACAGCUUACACCCGCUACCAGACGCUAGAAUUGGAGAAAGAGUUUCAUUUCAAUAGAUAUUUAACCCGAAGAAGGCGGAUUGAGAUUGCUCAUGCCUUGUGCCUCUCUGAAAGACAAAUCAAGAUCUGGUUCCAGAACAGAAGGAUGAAAUGGAAGAAGGACAAUAAACUAAAAAGUAUGAGUUUGGCAACCGCAGGCAGCGCAUUUCAACCGUAGAUCUAAAAAAAAAAAAAUGUGUGUGUGUGUGUGGAGCGUU